This is a messenger RNA of Echinops telfairi (small Madagascar hedgehog), 513 nucleotides long. It is a transcript of the gene NDUFS6, whose product is annotated as NADH:ubiquinone oxidoreductase subunit S6. Lineage: Eukaryota; Metazoa; Chordata; Mammalia; Afrosoricida; Tenrecidae. Gene Ontology annotation, biological process: mitochondrial electron transport, NADH to ubiquinone. The record is from RefSeq and is a predicted model, not a curated record. The coding region runs from base 1 to 402 and encodes 133 amino acids. The transcript is spliced from 5 exons.
AUGCGCCCCCGCGACCCGGGUCCGGUGUCUGGUCCCAAAGCUGACCUCCAGGGAAUGGAGGCGCCCCGUUCGGACGUCGCUGGGACCCAGCUCGACCCCGUGCACAACCGCAGGAAACACUGCACGGCCCUGGCCAUACAGCCUUUCUUCCUCCCGCAGGUUUACGAUGAGAGAGAUUAUAGGCAGAUACGGUUCGUCAGUCGUCAGAAAGAGGUGAAUGAGAACUUCGCCAUUGACCUGGUCGCCGAGCAGCCUGUGAGCGAGGUGGAGAGCCGAGUGAUCUCCUGUGAUGGCGGCGGAGGCGCCCUGGGCCACCCCCGAGUGUACAUAAACCUGGACAAAGAAACCAAAACGGGGACCUGUGGCUAUUGUGGACUCCAGUUCAAGCAGCACCAUCACUAGGGGAAAGGCGGCCCGUGGUUCGCGCCAGCUUGUGCGGGCGGAAAUAUGUAGCGAUCAUGAGCACUGUGUUUCAGUAGAAUUUUAUUUGAAUAAAAGAUUAUUGUGAAGGAA